AUGGAUGCGGCGUUUCAGCCGUCGGUCAACUCUGUCAGCGACGACGUGGACAUAUUGCAGCAGCGGAUCCAGCUGUACUUGCGAAGCGACGGCCCGUACAACGUGCAAGAGUGUCUGGAGUACAAGAGGCUCAUGCUCGCGAUUAUCAAGCAUCGUCGACAGGGUACAGACCCACCCGACCGAUGCUUUCUGGACAACCUUGGGUUGAUCGUACAAGAAGGAACAAGCUACACGCUCUAUGUGCAGGCACCAAUCAUCGAAAAGCACGAAACUAAACGUCAUUUGUAUGACGAUUCAGAUACAAAUAAAAGAGAUAUCUUACUGUCGGGCAUGAUCUGUGCAAAGGUGCUUCAGCAGAAUAAACGGGCAUUCAAGGCAUCCAGCAAGGCCGUCUUUUGGGCGGGCCCUUGCUCGUUGGUGUGCGACAAGCCCGCGAAUGAUGCAUUUGUUUUCAAGGGAAAGGUAAGUGACGUCUGUCUGCAGGACGUUCAGAUCAUGAAAGUUAUGCGCUUUGCCACGCCUCCGUCGGAGAUCAAGAAUAAGCAGGAGGUUGGGGAUGUGAUUAAGGAUAUCCAUGUCGGCACUGUUUCACUUGCCACUGCGACAUGGCAUUCCGACGGUUCGGCUUCACUGACUCCGGGCGGACUCGGAGUCACUCACUGUUCAACCGUUAAGUGA
This is a messenger RNA of Guillardia theta CCMP2712, 678 nucleotides long. RefSeq lists its product as hypothetical. The record is from RefSeq and is a predicted model, not a curated record. Lineage: Eukaryota; Cryptophyceae; Pyrenomonadales; Geminigeraceae. The transcript is spliced from 2 exons. Bases 1 to 678 code for a protein of 225 amino acids.